UCCCAUCUUUGGCUAAUCUUAUUGGCCGACACGGAGUCACCUGAUUAUCCUCGAGCAACUUUCAAUAUGGCGCUGUCGUUAUGCCCUGUCCUGAGAAGCGUGGAAGUCACUGUUGGGUGUUUGCGCUACUUCUGGAAAAUAGUUUAAUGAGAUGACAGGAAAAUUUCUCUUACGGAUUUGGUUUGUGAGGAACACCUUAUCACCACACCGAAGUGUAACAGCACAACUGCUUCUGAAAGCCUGGAACUACGUGCCUUUUGUUGAUCUUCAAGUCAGGACUCUUUCUUUUACUAAAGGCAUGGAUAGUGACCGGGCCCAACACAUGGAAACAGAUGGUUCUAAACUAGAGCAAAAUAUUGUUCAGCCACUUCCAGUGGACUCCAGCAGUGACAUUGAGCCUGUAAAAAAUGGUGAGACUCUAAUCACAGAAGGAAAGGCAAAAAUCAUUUUUCCAAGUGCCAACGAAGUUUUCUACAACCCUGUCCAGGAGUUCAACAGAGACCUGACGUGUGCAGUCAUUACGGAAUUUGCUCGUCUGCAGCUUUCAUCCAAAGGGAUUCACAUUGCAGUUCCUGGGGAGGAGAAUGUCUCAAAAGUGGUCGUGGAACUUUCAACAGGGGAACAAGAGGAUGAGUUGCAGCCACCACCUCCUGCGGAUAAGGAGGAGCACAAAGUUGCUUCUGUUGGAGAAGUGUGCCAGGAAGGACUCCGAGUCCUGGAGGCUCUGGCUGCUUCUGGAUUGCGUUCGGUCCGGUUUGCCAAGGAGGUUCCAGGCCUUCGCAGUGUCAUAGCAAAUGACGUCUCCUCCAAGGCUGUCGAACUCAUCACCCAGAACAUUCAGCUGAAUGACACGGAGCAUCUGGUGACUGCAAGCCUGUCAGAUGCCCGGAUGCUGAUGUACCAGCACAAGGCUGCCAAAGAGUUCUUUGAUGUCAUUGACCUGGAUCCAUAUGGAAGCCCUUCUAUGUUUCUUGAUGCUGCGGUGCAGGCUGUGAGUGAAGGAGGCCUGCUGUGUGUCACAUGUACCGACAUGGCUGUAAUGGCUGGGAACUCUGGGGAGACCUGCUACAGCAAGUAUGGGGCCAUGUCUAUCAAGACCAAGUUCUGCCAUGAGAUGGCCCUGCGGAUUAUCCUGCACAGCCUCGACCUGCGUGCCAAUUGCUACCAGCGCUACAUUGUCCCACUGCUGUCAGUCAGUGCUGAUUUCUAUAUCCGUGUCUUUGUCAGGAUCUUUUCUGGGCAGGCCAAGGUCAAAGCUAGUGCCAGUAAACAGGCCUUGGUUUAUAAUUGUGUGGGCUGUGGCUCGUUUCAUGUCCAAAGACUUGGCAAAGUGGCUCACAAUGGAAACAAUAUCAACUACAAGGCCGCCUCUGGCCCUCCUGUGGGAUUAUCGUGUGAACACUGCCACCAGCGGCACCAGCUGGGUGGCCCCAUGUGGGCAGAGCCACUGCAUGAUGCGGAUUUUGUCCAGCGAGUCCUAUCAGCAGUUGGGAGCAAUCCAGGGCGCUUCCAGACAAGCCAGCGGAUUCAGGGGAUCCUGAGCAUGGCAAUUGAGGAACUCAGGGACAUCCCUCUUUAUUACACCCUCGAUCAUCUCAGCAAAACCAUCCACUGCAACAGUCCCUCCCUGCUGCAGUUCAGGUCAGCUCUCCUUCAUGCUGGGUAUCGAGUGUCUCUGUCUCAUGCCUGCAAGAAUGCUAUCAAGACAGAUGCACCAUCAUCUGUGGUCUGGGAUAUAAUGCGCUGCUGGGAAAAACUCAACCCCGUGAAGAGGGAGCGCCUUUCAGAGAACUGUCCAGCUGCCUGCAUCCUCUCUGUGGAACCCAAGCUGCAGGCAUCCUUCACUGUCCGGGCAGACGCUAAUCCCAACUCACGGAAGCAAGGCCUGAAACGGUUCCAGCUGAAUCCUGAGCCCAACUGGGGGCCUAAAGCAAGAGCCAAAGCUGGGUCUGCCGGGCAGGGGCGGGAUCUCUUCCUCUCUGCAGGAAAAGAGGAAGCUGCACCAGAACAAGAGGAAGGGCUGUGCAGAAGAGAGUGAUGGGAGCCACCUGAAGAGCUUUCCCUGCAAACGGUUCCGGGAGGGCAACUGUUUACUCGGGGACUCCUGCCGUUACUCCCAUGAGACAGAAAGCGAGAGUGAGCAAAACUCCAAAACGGACGCGUGAUGAAACAGCCCUAAACAUUUGCUUCUGGUCAGGUUUUUUUUAAAAAAAUUGCAUUAACUGAUAUUUUUUAUUUCAAAAUGCCUGCCCAUCAAGUAUGAUCUGUCUGCCAUUAAAUGAAUGGUGGUGUUUCUC
Molecule: messenger RNA, 2297 nt
Organism: Sphaerodactylus townsendi
Lineage: Eukaryota; Metazoa; Chordata; Lepidosauria; Squamata; Sphaerodactylidae
Gene: TRMT1
Product: tRNA methyltransferase 1
Exons: 17
Coding region: 152-2038 (628 amino acids)
Biological process (GO): tRNA N2-guanine methylation
Cellular component (GO): nucleus
Molecular function (GO): RNA binding; metal ion binding
Source: RefSeq, a predicted model, not a curated record